AAUGAGUUUAAGAAGAAUGAGAAGUGGAGGAGUACAUGCAGAUUCUGAAUAAGAUUAUAUAAAUGUAUUUAAUAGAUAUCAUUAUUUAAUUAGAAAAUUGCAAAAAUGGAAAAAUAAUAAAAAAGAAGGACCUAUGUAUAAGAAACUGAAACUAUUGAAGGUUUUAUUAUGAAUUCUUAAUUUACAUUUGAUUGCUUUGGAGGAAAUUAAAUUUUAAAGACAACUUAACAAUCUCAUUUCAUCCUAAUUAUGAUAGAUGAUUUAACUCUAAGUCCAAAGAGACUCUAAAAUAUGAUUGAAAACAGUAAACUGUUUUUGUUUAUGUAUUCUAGCAGAUAAUAGUGAAACAAUGACAUAAAGUACAAAUGAUGAUUCAUUCGUUUGGAGUUCUCAACCUAUGAAUUAUGACUGUAUAGUACAUAAUUACAGUGUAGGUGAAGUAAAUCAUUUGUUUAAUUUAUGGAUAAUAAAUACACCUGCUAUAAAUUAGAUAUUUAAAUGUAUGAAUAAUUAUUUAUUAUUUACUUAGAGUGUUAUUUUAAAUUGUUUGAAGCCUUUAUAUGUAUAAACAAUAGAAGAAAUACAAUUUUUAAGGAAGUGUAUGAAGAAAUGUAAUAGUAUAAUGAUAAGGUUCAGUAAUUUCAUAUAAAAGAAAAUGAUGAAGUAAUAUAAAUUUUGAAAUAAAUAGGGUUCACCCGAUCGUAAAUAGAUUAAUAAUUUUUAAUAAAUUCUAAAAACUUUGAUUGAUUCGACAAUGAAAUGAU
Messenger RNA from Paramecium pentaurelia, 764 nucleotides. The record is from the annotation of a GenBank genome assembly. NCBI's taxonomy places the organism in Eukaryota, Ciliophora, Oligohymenophorea, Peniculida, Parameciidae.